AUGCCACUACCAGUGGAGUUUGAGCACAAAGCGUACUGGGCAUUGAAGCAGUUAAACAUGGACCUCGAAAAGACUGGAGUAACAAGAGUACAACAGCUACAUGAGUUAGAGAAAUUUAGAAGAGAUGGAUAUGAGAAUGCAUCCAUUUACAAGGAAAGGACAAAGCAAUGGUCCAGUCCUUUUACGGUCUCUCAGGUGUUUCCCUACGGGAUAGUUGAAUUACACCUUCCAACUAAAGGAAAUUUCAAAGUAAAUGGCCAACGCAUCAAGCAUUAUGUGGAAGAUUUCCCCACCGCUAAAGAGAGUCUUGACCUAGCUGUUCCCGAAUAA
Messenger RNA from Olea europaea var. sylvestris, 330 nucleotides. RefSeq lists its product as uncharacterized. Lineage: Eukaryota; Viridiplantae; Streptophyta; Magnoliopsida; Lamiales; Oleaceae. The coding region runs from base 1 to 330 and encodes 109 amino acids. The record is from RefSeq and is a predicted model, not a curated record. The transcript has 2 exons.